AUGCCCGCGGACGCCGGGUCCUCCCCGCGCACGGUGGAGGCGCGCGCAGCAGUGACAGCGUCGCUCGCCUCUAUCGGCGGCUCUGUCGAUUCGGAGAUGCGCGCUCGAGCAGCAGACCUCCACAGCAACUCAGCGGCCAUCUUGAAGCAGGAGAAGGAGCUGGCGAAGCAAACAGCGGCACUGGCCAAGCAGAGCGCGCAGUGGCAAAAGCUGGCCGAUGCCAGUACCAAGAAGCUCAACGAGCUGGGCGACAUCCAGAACUGGGCGGAAAUGCUGGAGCGGGAUCUGCUGGUCCUGGAGGAGACGAUGAGGAUGGUGGAUGGAGACGAGGCCCCAGACUCUGCGAGCGGGACCGGCGAUUUGCGCGAGUGA
Molecule: messenger RNA, 372 nt
Organism: Westerdykella ornata
Lineage: Eukaryota; Fungi; Ascomycota; Dothideomycetes; Pleosporales; Sporormiaceae
Exons: 1
Coding region: 1-372 (123 amino acids)
Biological process (GO): endosomal transport
Cellular component (GO): BLOC-1 complex
Source: RefSeq, a predicted model, not a curated record